AUGGUCAGUCGUCUCUUUCCUGAGCUCUGCGCCUUGUCCAGCAUCAAUGUUACCUUGGAAGCCAACCCCGCGGCUGAGGGGUUGUUGAUCGCUGACUCCCUUACCGAAGAGCAAGUCUCCGAGUUCAAGGAGGCCUUCUCCCUCUUCGACAAGGAUGGCGAUGGUCAAAUCACGACCAAGGAGCUGGGCACCGUCAUGCGCUCCCUGGGCCAGAACCCCUCCGAAUCGGAGCUCCAGGACAUGAUCAACGAAGUUGACGCUGACAACAACGGAACCAUCGACUUCCCUGAGUUCCUUACCAUGAUGGCCCGCAAGAUGAAGGAUACCGACUCCGAGGAGGAGAUUCGUGAGGCUUUCAAGGUCUUUGAUCGCGACAACAACGGCUUCAUCUCCGCAGCCGAGCUCCGCCACGUCAUGACCUCCAUCGGAGAGAAGCUUACCGACGACGAGGUUGACGAGAUGAUUCGUGAAGCCGACCAAGACGGGGAUGGGCGUAUUGACUACAACGAGUUCGUUCAGCUCAUGAUGCAGAAAGCCGCCAAGACCAUUGCCGACGAGCGAGCCGUGAUCCAAAAGGAGAGCGCCUCCAUUCGAGCGAGCUUCAGAGAGGAGAGCGGCGACCACAGCGUGAGACGGAACAAUGUCGCCAAGCUUCUCUACCUCUUCACCCUCGGCGAGCGAACCCAUUUCGGUCAGAUCGAAUGCUUGAAGCUGUUGGCUUCGCCGCGAUUCGCAGACAAGCGACUAGGCCACCUGGCCACCAGUCUACUGCUUGACGAGAACCAGGAAGUUUUGACGCUGGUGACAAACUCGUUGAAGAACGAUCUUUCCCACUCGAAUCAAUAUGUGGUCGGUCUGGCUCUCUGCACCUUGGGCAACAUUGCCUCAAUCGAAAUGUCCCGAGAUCUCUUUGCCGAAGUUGAGGCUUGCGUUAACACAUCGAACCCCUACAUUCGGAGGAAAGCAGCUCUCUGUGCCAUGCGCAUAUGUCGCAAGGUUCCUGACCUGCAGGAGCACUUUGUCGACAAGGCCCACCAGCUUCUGGCCGACCGAAACCACGGCGUGUUGCUUUGCGGUCUGACACUGGUCACUAGCUUGUGCGAAGCCGACGAAGAAGAGGGUGGGGAGGAAGGCAUUAUUGAGAAGUUCAAGACUUUUGUGCCAGGUCUUGUCAGGACCUUGAAGGGUCUCGCGACAUCAGGAUAUGCUCCCGAGCACGAUGUUACGGGCAUCACUGAUCCAUUCGUUCAAGUCAAGAUCCUGCGUCUCCUUAGGGUACUGGCUUUGGGAGACCCGCAGGUUACUGAGCAAAUCAACGAUAUUCUGGCCCAGGUCGCGACAAACACGGACUCAUCAAAGAACGUCGGAAACUCGAUUCUAUACGAAGCCGUCCUCACGAUCCUCGACAUCGAAGCUGAUUCCGGUCUGCGCGUACUCGGAGUCAAUAUUCUCGGAAAGUUCUUGUCCAACAGGGACAACAACAUCCGCUAUGUCGCUCUCAAUACUUUGAUUAAGGUGGUGGCCAUCGAGCCUAACGCCGUGCAGAGGCAUCGUAACACGAUUCUGGAGUGCUUGAGAGAUCCUGAUAUCAGCAUCAGAAGACGAGCAUUAGAACUCAGCUUUACCCUCAUCAACGAGAGCAAUGUCCGGGUACUCAUUCGGGAAUUGCUCGCCUUCUUGGAGGUUGCCGAUAACGAGUUCAAGCCGACGAUGACCAGUCAAAUAGGUAUCGCUGCCGACAAGUUUGCGCCCAACAAACGCUGGCACGUUGACACCAUGCUUCGUGUGCUGACCCUGGCCGGAAACUACGUCAAGGAGCCCAUCAUGUCAUCCUUUAUUCGCCUCGUAGCGACCACACCCGAGCUGCAAACAUACGCUGUGCAAAAGCUUUACACCAAUCUGAAGAAGGACAUCACACAAGAGAGUUUGACGCAGGCCGGAGCAUGGUGUAUCGGCGAGUAUGGUGACGCCCUCCUCAGGGGAGGCCAAUACGAGGAGGAAGAGCUUGUGCAGGAAGUCAAGGACCACGAGAUCAUCGAUCUGUUCACAACCAUCCUGAACAGCAACUACGCCACCCAAGUAUCAACGGAGUACAUCGUGACGGCCCUCGUCAAAUUAACCACCAGGCUGUCUGAUUCUACGCAAGUCGCCAGAAUCCACCAGCUUCUCGAAAAUCACCAGACAAGCCUUGACGUUGAGGUGCAGCAGAGAGCUGUUGAGUACAGUAACCUAUUCUCCUAUGAGCAGAUCCGCAACGGUGUCUUGGAAAAGAUGCCACCCCCUCAGAUCAAGGAAGAGUCCCGUGUUCUGGGCCCGGCGACGACCAAGAAGGCCGCCAAGGCUGCAAACAGGAGAUCCCGCGUCGUCAAGCCCACUGAGCAAGACCUGUUGUUCGACCUCAUGGACACCCCUCCUUCCACUACACCUGCCCCUGGCGGUGCCUCCAACACCGACCUUCUCGCUGAUAUCCUGGGCGGCACUUCAUCGCCCCCUACAUCCGCCUCUCCUCAGCCGCAACAAUCUAACGUUGCUUCGAUAAUGGAUCUCUUCUCUGCGGGCCCCGCCCAGCCCGCUGCCUCUCCUGCGCCCGCAGUAGGCGGUGGUUCAAACAUGGACUUGAUGUCACAAAUGUCCGCCGCAACCCCUCCGCCUCAGCCUCAGGCAGCUCCACAGGCUCCGGCAGGUCUGCCAGUAUACGACAACAACGGGCUUAACGUCAGCUUCCAGAUCCAGCGUAACGCCGAAGGCAUGGUGCAGGCCAUUGCGCGGUUCCGAAACAGUGGUUCUGGUCCUUUGUCGAAUGUGGGACUGCAGGCAGCUGUUCCCAAGACGCAGAAGUUGCAGCUCAUGAGCAUCUCCAGUACAGAUGUUGGACCCGGUGCGGAGGCGACCCAGAGAAUGAUGGUUUCUGGAGCCAAGGGACAAAUACAUACCGUCAGCCUGAAGCGCAUCGAUCAAGUGAACGACAAUGUUCGACUGUUUCGCUUGGGCAUCCCAGACGGUUCGAGCAUAAAGUUUCUCCCGGGUCAAUGGCUCGAUACAUUCGUCCCCGGGAUUGUCAAGCCAGGCGGCUUCACCAUCACCAGCCCACCGUCCAGAGCUCGUCUGCCCACCUCACCGUACCUCGAACUUGCGGUGCAAAGGUCGACGAACCCACCCGCAGCUUGGCUGUGGGAGAAAUCGUCGAUCGGUUCUCAGCUAAGGGUACGGGUUGGCGGUGCUUUCGUCUGGCCGCCACAGGGCGUUGACCUCGCAUCCCUCCGCCGCGUCGUCUUUGUGGCGGGUGGCCUGGGUGUGAACCCAUUCGCCAGCAUUCUCAGCCACCUGGCUGAGACGGAGUGCCCAUACGACGUCCAAUUCAUGUAUUCUGUCAAGGUACCCGAGGAUUUUGAUUCGCAGAAGAUUCUGUUCAUGGAGCGUCUGGCUGCGAUAUACGGACGGGAGAAGGUGAGCGGAUGCCUUCAACUGUUUUUGACAGGUCGAGACCAAGCCGAAAACCCGAUAACCUCUGCCGAGACUGCGACCGAGGAAGAAAAGGCAGAGGAGCAGGAGGCAUCCGAAGCUGUCGCGGAACAGCCCACAGCAUCUGGUGGGUCUUCCCUGUCGUGUAAUGAGAUUGAAGUCCCUUUCAAAUCUCGCCGGAUGAAUUUGGACGAUGUUGUUGAAGCGUUGGGGCCCGCGGAAGAUCAUAAUUAUGCGGUGGUGUACGUCUGUGGAGUGCCAUCCAUGACAGAUGAGUUUGUAGAGAAGCUUGCUACUCCGGAAGGUUUCGGUCUGGAGCCUAGGCGUGUGCUUUAUGAGAAAUGGUGGUGA
This is a messenger RNA of Colletotrichum karsti, 3813 nucleotides long. RefSeq lists its product as uncharacterized. Gene Ontology annotation, molecular function: clathrin-cargo adaptor activity; oxidoreductase activity; calcium ion binding. Gene Ontology annotation, cellular component: AP-1 adaptor complex; membrane coat. NCBI's taxonomy places the organism in Eukaryota, Fungi, Ascomycota, Sordariomycetes, Glomerellales, Glomerellaceae. The coding region runs from base 1 to 3813 and encodes 1270 amino acids. The transcript is spliced from 12 exons. The record is from RefSeq and is a predicted model, not a curated record. Gene Ontology annotation, biological process: Golgi to vacuole transport; receptor-mediated endocytosis; intracellular protein transport.